AUGAUGCAAAAGACAUGUGAGGACUAUUGGCUCUAUGACAUGAACUUGGAUCUUUCCAAGAUGUUUCUCAAGAAAGCAAGACACGAGUGUUAUGAGUUUGUUGAGGCCCUUAUGGUGUGUGAGUUGAAAGAUGGGGAAUCUAUGUGUCGUUAUGUGCAUAAAAUGCAGAGACACAUGGAAAGAUUAGAAAAGAUCAAUGUGAACUUCGACAAGGAGCUUGUCAUGGACAUGAGUACUGGAAGAAGAAUCAAACUUCCACCAAAGUCAACCACUAUGGUCAAACCAACAUUCAAAAAGGUCCAAGUCGUUUACUAUCUUUCCAAGAAUGGUCAACUUGAGCACCCUCAUAUCCUAGAAGUCACACAUUUUGUUCAUCACCAGCUUCGUCUCAAAGAUGUGUUGGAGAGACUCAGUGUUCUUAGAGGUAGAGGAAUGCCUUCUCUCUAUUCUUGGUCUUGUAAAAGGAUGUACAAGAAUGGAUAUGUGUGGAAUGACUUGGGUGAGAAUGAUGUAAUUUGUCCAUCAGAAGGAGAUGAGUAUGUACUCAAGGCUUCUCAACUCGUACACCACUCGCCAGAUAAACACGAAUCGCAAAUGGCAGCCCCAAAACGCAGCCAGAUAACACCGAAACGACACACCGAAUUCAACGAAGAGGAAUUAGAUUUUGAAGAAAAGAGAAUAAACUACACAACCACUCCUUCAAGAUGUUCAAGGGAUAUCCUUCCAAAACCCACCAUCGUCACCACACCAUCACCUCCAUCUCCAUCCAAGCGGUUUGAGGACGGCGAUCCUUACCCACCACUGAGUCGUAACUCGGUGCUUCUUCACUUAAUGGCAUGCGGUGGCUCGAUGGGGUUUAAAGGAAAAACAGCUGAUCAUCAUCAUCAUCAUCAUCAUCAACAACCACCACCACCCAACACAGCGGCUAGAAAGAGCAGCUGUAGCUCUAGCAGUUUACAUAAAGAUGUUCUGUGUAAGGCGGCGGUGGCGGUGGCAGUGGGUGUAGGUGAGGAAGACGAGAUAUGCUGCAUGUCGGAGAAUCCACGGUUUGGGAAUUUGCAGGCGGAGGAGAGGGAGUAUUUCAGUGGGAGCAUUGUGGAGACGAUGACGACAGAAGACAGAGUUCAAGUGGAACCCAUGUUGAGCAAAUCAUCAUCUUACAAAGAGGAAAGGAUAUCCAAGACAACAGUGUCAAUGGUGGAGGAUGAAGAGGAAGUGAAGAGAGAGAAAGCUGUUGCAGGGAAAUGCAUUCCGAAGAGAUUUUGUUAAAAGCCCACAAAGAUUUCACAAAGUCUUGAUUCUAUGUCGCAUUUCCGGACUUUCUUUUUUAACUAUUUGUUGUUUUCCUAAUGGACAAAAAACCUGAAACAGGGUGGACUUUGAGUUCUAAAAAGCUGGUAAAUAGUAUUAUUUGAUCA
Messenger RNA from Lactuca sativa (garden lettuce), 1418 nucleotides. RefSeq names its product UPSTREAM OF FLC protein (DUF966). The record is from RefSeq and is a predicted model, not a curated record. Lineage: Eukaryota; Viridiplantae; Streptophyta; Magnoliopsida; Asterales; Asteraceae.